CACUAGACAAACAUGCCCCGUAUUUAAGACUAUUUUCCUGAACUGGAUUCCAUUAAGAAAAUAAUAGCCUAAAACCUUUGCUCACUCACACACUCUCCAUUGUUCUGACAAAACCCCACUCAUUUCCUGCUUCUUACUGUUGCCUUGUCUUUCUCUCCUCCAUUCUUUCUUUCCCUCGAGCUUCGGAAUUCUCUACAUUUCAGACAUUUUAAGAUGCAGAUGCUCUAACGUUACAAUUUUCUGCUCAUUAUUCUAUUUUAAGAGUUCAUAAAGUGAAAAGAAUUGUUCUUUGCUUUCAUUUAAGAAAGGUGUAAUCUUUCUAAUUCACCAAUGGCUUGGAGAUUUCGGCUCGUUUUUGCUCUUUCUAUAAUAUUAACUCUACUGGAACUAUGUAGUGGAAGCACAAUUGGAAUUUGCUAUGGACGAAAUGGUGAUGAUCUUCCUACUCCUGAUAAGGCGGCAGAGCUAGUUAAGCAACAUGACAUCAAAUAUGUCAGGAUUUACGACUCUAAUAUUCAGGUUCUCAAGGCGUUUGCUAAUUCUGGGGUAGAGCUGAUGAUUGGUGUCCCAAACUCCGAUUUGCUUGCAUUUUCUCAAUUUCAAUCCAAUGUCGACUCUUGGUUAAAAAACAGCAUCCUUCCAUAUUAUCCAUCCACGCGGAUCACUUACAUAACAGUUGGUGCUGAAGUGACUGAGGCCCCAAGUAACAUCUCUGCGCUUGUUGUUCCAGCCAUGAAAAAUGUCUUCACAGCCUUGAAAAAAGUUGGCUUGCACAAGAAGAUCAAGGUAUCAAGCACUCAUUCCCUUGGGGUCUUGUCUCGAUCAUUCCCACCAUCAGCUGGGGCGUUCAGUAGCCACUUCGCGUACUUUUUGAAACCUAUGUUGGAGUUUCUUGCUGAAAACCAGUCACCUUUUAUGAUCGACAUUUACCCUUAUUAUGCCUAUCGUGAUUCUCCGUCCAAUGUUUCACUGGACUAUGCUCUUUUCCAAUCAUCCUCAGAGGUCAUUGAUCCUAACACCGGCUUACUUUACACAAAUAUGUUUGAUGCGCAGAUUGAUGCUUUAUACUUCGCUCUAAUGGCUUUAAAUUUCCGAACCAUCAAAGUCAUGGUGACUGAAACAGGGUGGCCCUCUAAAGGGUCACCAAAAGAGAAGGCCGCUACUCCUGAUAAUGCUCAGAUAUAUAAUACCAAUCUCAUUCGCCAUGUCAUCAAUGAUACCGGAACGCCUGCUAAGCCAGGAGAGGAGCUUGAUAUCUAUAUCUUCUCAUUAUUCAACGAGAACAGGAAGCCGGGGAUGGAGUCCGAGAGGAAUUGGGGUUUAUUUUACCCAGGUGGGACGAGUGUGUAUAACUUAGAUUUUAAGGGAAAGGGUGUCACCGAGAUGGCUAGUGGAGGAAACGCUACCAACAGUACGGGAACAACAUGGUGUAUUGCUUCAUCAAAUGCUACGGAGGCAGAUUUACAAAACGCAUUGAAUUGGGCGUGUGGACCAGGGGAUGUGGACUGUACAGCAAUACAGCCUAGCCAGCCUUGUUACGAGCCUGAUACUCUAGUUUCUCAUGCUUCUUUUGCAUUCAACAGUUAUUACCAGCAAAAUGGAGCCACUGAUGUUGCUUGUAGUUUUGGCGGAGCAGGACUUAAAGUCACCAAGGAUCCAAGCUAUGACAAGUGCCUGUAUCUUACUGCUGGGAAUAAGAAAACUUCUGCAUCCAGUAAUGUGACUGCGGGUUCUUCAGAAGCCAUAGCUCUUCAAAGGCACCAUACUACAUUUGGUCCAUGGAUUACUGUUUGCUUGGUUUCACUUGUGCUGUCAUUUUUAUGAGAAGAAAAGGGAAUUCGAGGAAGAAUCGAAAGCCGUCCUUUCCUAAGGUGGGGAAUGCAGGAAAACAAUGGUGAGAAACUAAAAAAUUAAUAUGCAAACCGACGGUACCCAAAUUUUGUAUUAGUAUGAUGUAAAUGGGAUGUUGGUCUAAAUCGGCUACGUAUAGUAUGGGUUUAAGGCUAGGAUUUUUAACUGCACAUAUUGUAGUUUGUGUACUACUACUACUAGACCAUGCUUAUUGCAUGAAUGACUUGGAUUACUUGGAAAAACUUUGUCCCAUUUUCGUAUCGAGAUUGCAUUUUCUAAACACUACUCCAUCUAGGAUGGCUUGCGUAGCUAGAAGUUAUUUAAUAGCUUGGGUAACAAAGAGAAUAAACAACCUGUUUGGUAAUUGAUAUUAAAUGGUGGAAAUUGUAAUGAGGAUCUCUUGACAAAUUUAUUGGUCAUGCUUAUUCUCCUUCAACAAACUUAUUUUCUUUAUAAAAUUCAAUUGAAUGUAUUACUAUUUGAAC
Amaranthus tricolor (Joseph's coat) is the source of this 2336-nucleotide messenger RNA. RefSeq names its product glucan endo-1,3-beta-glucosidase 13-like. Gene Ontology annotation, molecular function: hydrolase activity, hydrolyzing O-glycosyl compounds. Gene Ontology annotation, biological process: carbohydrate metabolic process. Bases 331 to 1824 code for a protein of 497 amino acids. NCBI's taxonomy places the organism in Eukaryota, Viridiplantae, Streptophyta, Magnoliopsida, Caryophyllales, Amaranthaceae. The record is from RefSeq and is a predicted model, not a curated record. The transcript is spliced from 4 exons. Gene Ontology annotation, cellular component: plasma membrane.